Messenger RNA from Arabidopsis arenosa, 1545 nucleotides. Lineage: Eukaryota; Viridiplantae; Streptophyta; Magnoliopsida; Brassicales; Brassicaceae. The record is from the annotation of a GenBank genome assembly.
AAAAGCAGAAGCGACACUAUCGCCGCUCUCACUAACUAUUGAUUCAUCGAAGAAGCUCUCUCUCUCGUUGUCGCAGAAUCUCUUCUUCUCCGUUCUAGAAUAAUGGGGAAUGCUCUGGUCAAAAAAGAACCACCGCCUCCGGUGGUUCUUGUUCCUCCGCUCUUCGAUUUCCCUCCUCUCUCCGCCCGUACUAGGAUGUUGGAAUCGUCAUAUAAUUUGUUGUUUGGGAAGCUUGCAUUGAAAUGUCUAUUUGAGGAUUACUUUGAAGAAGCAAAUAAUUUCUCGGCGAAGUUUUUGUUGAAGCCUAUUGAUGAUCCUCAUGUGGACUUGGUUGCAUCUGUUCGGGGCGCAGUAGAUGGUAGAGCGGAAGGAGAUUUUGUCGGUAACGCGGAGUUUCGCUGGCAAAGUGAUGUUGAUGAUCCUCAUACUUUUGUGGACCUCUCUGUGUCAACAUCGAAUCUGAUUCUUCAAAUGAGGUCUUCUGCUUACUACCCUAAAUAUGGGAUUGGGGCAUUUGCAGUCUACCCUUUGAUUUCAAAAAAGACUGGAAACUUAUCUGAGGAGUAUAGAAUCAUGGGGUUGAGAUAUGGCUCAACGAAUUUGUCUCUCGGAGCUACUGUCACGCCUUUUACUGCGAAUAACGAAUUGCCAAAACAUGCAUGGCUUGUAAGCAAGAUGGGAAGGUUUACAGUAGGAGUGCAGUAUGAGCCGCUACAUGGAAGCGAAGAUUUGGCAAAGUACACAGACCUAAGAAACUGGAGUUGUGCUGCUGGCUAUGGAGUAGGGUCACAAAGCCCCUUGAGUCCUUCGUUUAACAUUGGCAUUGAACUAGCAAGAAGCUCUCAGUUUAUCGCUACGUUCUACCAACACAUAGUGGUACAAAGACGGGUGAAAAAUCCUUUUGAAGAAAACCAAGUAGUUGGAAUCACAAACUACAUUGAUUUAGGUUUUGAGCUACAAUCGAGGGUUGAUGACACCAAGACACCACACAAUGCCCCAGAUUCUUUAUUGCAGAUGGCUGCGUCUUGGCAGGCCAAUAAGAACUUCUUGCUGAAGGGUAAAGUCGGAGCUCAUAGCUCAACAUUGUCAUUAGCAUUCAAGUCGUGGUGGAAACCGUCUUUCGCAUUCAAUAUUUCAGCAACAACUAAUCAUCGGACUGGAAAUGUCGAAUGUGGGUUUGGUCUUCGUGUUGAUAACAUAAGAGAAGCCAGUUACCAAAGAGCUGAUCCAAACUUUGUAAUGCUAACACCGAACAAAGAACAUUUAGCUGAAGGGAUUGUGUGGAAAAUGGGGAAGAGGCCAAUGUAUCAGUCUGAUGUGGACGCAGAGAAUUUCAGUGAGCUGCCAAAAGAACUUAGACCGUCCCAGAAGAUUCUCUAAACUAAAUGUUUAUUUUUUUGCACUUUUAUCUAGUAGAUUUAGAUCUCUACCAAGUCAAGUUUUAAUAAGUUCGACGAAAGAAGAUAUAUUUAGUAAUAACCAUUUUUACUCAUAUGGAGUACAAGUGUUUUGUGUUCAAAUUAGGAGUAAAUUAUCUGGGUUUUA